Messenger RNA from Bursaphelenchus xylophilus (pine wood nematode), 2916 nucleotides. Lineage: Eukaryota; Metazoa; Nematoda; Chromadorea; Rhabditida; Aphelenchoididae. The record is from the annotation of a GenBank genome assembly.
AUGUCGAAUAAUUCUUCACUCUGCAGCGGCGAAUCUGGACUUUCAGGAGUUUACAGUGAGUAUGAUAGACAGUUUUCUGCAGAGGAUGAGAAAAAAGUCAGAAGAUCAGUUAGCCAGGCCGUGAGAAUUUAUUUGAGGGCCAGCCAAGCCUCAGCCAGGCUUAAGAUCAAAGUGGACUUUGCCAAUGCGGAAGCCAUUAGACAUUCGAUGGUGAUAUACAGGCAUGCAGUUGCUGAAUAACCAUUAUUUGUGCUUUAUUUCAGACCUCCCAUUGUGGAAUUUCAACUUGAUCAAGUCGAGUUGAACUCGGCCGUGACUGAUAAAAGUAAGUGCUUCACCGGCUCCGUCAGCACAGCUAUAUACAUAAUAUGUACUUUUAAAAUACUAUUUCUGAGUGUCUGAAGCAACCGUGGACAAUACUCAAAAAUCGUAGUUUACAACGCGUUCUACUACACUUUUAGAUCAUCUGGACCCAAAAAAUCCGGCAUUCUUGGAUUUUUUGGCUUGACGCUGAUCUUGAAAGCUUCCGAUAAACUCUUGUCCCUUUUUCGGAAGAUCCAGCGAGUUUCAGAGGGAAAAAGCUCAAGCAUGCCAGAUUUUUUCGGAGCCCAGAUGACUUUGUACAUGAGAUCUUGAAUAUCUGUUUCACAAAAGUCAUAUAUUUCAUUUUUUUGAAAUUUCUAUGAUUUAUUAGAUGGAGGUUGAAGUUUGUUUUAAGGGUUACAGUAACCCUGGUUACAGUAAUCUAUUUUAUGCCCAAAAUGUUAUGUUACCGCAGGUGAAACAUCGCUUAGAUGCAAUUUUGAUUUUUUGGUCAUACAGUAGCUGCCAAAAAACUCAAUUUUUUAUUUUUUUUUUUUUGACUCUGCUCAACGUGAACGGAUUUAAACGCAACAAAUACCAUUCUGUAGAGAGUUAUUGCUGUUAUCUAAUGGUGUAGCGAUUGGAGGGAUUUUAUUUUUUUAUUUCAUCGUACUGUGUACCAAUUGUCGAUAUUUUGGAAGGACAAAAAACUACAUUUUUCCAAAAAAAUUUACUGCUUGCAUACUUCGCGGCAAAUCAUGGGCUUAUAUAUUCUGAUUUUUAAAUAAAGUCCCACUGCGCAUUAUUCAUCAUCAAAGGGAGUCAAGAAAAUUAAUUUAAUAGGCCUUUUGGUGGUCCCAAUUUCGAUACCCCAAAGCAUGACGUUUGGGAAAAUUGGUUUUUUUUUGUCCUUCCAAAAAUUUUACAUCGACAGUUGUUACACACUAAGAUGUAAAAUCGCUCCAAUCGCUACACCAUUAGAUAACAGCAAUAAUUCUCUACAGACUGGUAUUUGUUCCGUUUAAAUUCGUCCACGUCGAGCAUAGUUACACAAAAAAUAAAAAAGUUUACAGUUUUUUGGCAGCUACUGUAACUACAAAAAUGUUCUACGUGUUCGAAAAUAUGAAGUGGUGUAUAGGGUUCGAGAAAUUCUGGUAUGUUCAGGUAUUUAUAAAAUACAGUACCAACAUGAAGUCGGAUCACGCUUGGAGUUAUAUUCUUUAUUUUCCCCACUACAACAAACAAAACUAGUACUUGCGCAAUUUUACACAACGUUGCGCAAUUUCUCUCUUUGUAAAAAUUUCUGACUUUCAAUAUAUAAGAGUGGUGCUUUAUAUUAUUCCAAAAAGUUUCAAACUUACUUCAUUUUUGGCCUACAUGAAAUUUUGUGGCCUACUUCAAAAUGUCGUCUGCCUACGUGAAAAAAUUUCAUGUGGGCGAAAAAAAAUUUUUUUUGGCAUAUCAGUCUGUCGGGAAAAUAACGGCGGGUCGUCGCAUCAAAACGACUCGCCUCACCGCAAUCGCGCACCAAAUCUCCAGCUGUGGCCGCCGUCGCAAAGCGAUGAUGGGCGAUUCCGAGGCGCGACGAUCCACCGUUAUUUUCCCGACAGACUGAUACAUGAAAAAAAACCACCUAUGCCAAAAAAAAUAAUUUUUUGGCCUAGGUUGAAAAAAACGAAAAUUUUCAUGUAGGCCAAAAAUGAAGUAAGUUUGAAACUUUUUGGAAUAAUAUAAAGCACCACUCUUAUAUACCAGUAUAUACCCCGUCCGAACCUCAGCGGUGGAUCGAUUCGACUAAAAUAUGGCUUGCCGAAAAGACAAGUAAUUCUCAGAAAGAAAGUUACAGUAAUCCUCCAUAUAACGACUAUGGACAAAAAAAUCAAGCGAAAAAAUCAAGCGAUUGCUCCAUACAGAUUGGUGAUCCGGUUGACCACUUUUGGUUUAAUUCUGCGACAUCGACUCAACAAUGUCCGGGCCAAUCUACGGUUUGUAUUAGUAAAACGCGUUUUAAAUUUUUCUCUUAGCGGCUGAGGCAACAAGAUGGCCCAGAAUUACCAAAAAAUACAUAAUUUUUAACGUUUCGUGCCAAAAGUCGUAGGCGAUUGAAAGAUAUUUGAACAAAGAGAUAUGCAAAAAUUUUUAGAAUCGUCCAAAACUUCAAUGGCGACCGAACGAAGCUCUGCUGGUACCGACACUCGCUUCACAGUAGUGGCUUCUACAUUGGGAUACCGAAAACGAGAGAAUCCGCAACCUCCGAAAACGGAGGUUAACAAAAGUCAGAGAGUUAAAGAAUGGCUGGAAGAGAAUGAGAAAACUCCAAAGAUGGUGUCGAAGAAGACGCAGACGGUGUCAGAGGAAGUGGUCGAUGUAAGAUCAGUAAUCGUCUUAUAUUUCUUGAUUCAGAAAGCUUUGAAAGAAAAGCCAGCGGAAGAUCAAAGCGAAAUUUCCGACGCGACUCUAAAAUACGUGAACUCGAUGACUACCAUCGAUGACGAAUAUUCAAUCUCAUCUGAAGCUGCCGGUCCCGUGGGAUCCAUCAGUGAAGACCUUUUGAAUGGGAAACCACAGAAAAGAGUUCAAGUCGGAGGAGGUUUGCUCGAUCUUAUCAAGUAG